AUGGCUAUCUCUCUCCAACUCUGCCGCUUCUCACUCCGCUCCGACCUCUCCUCCGAUAAUCGCGUACCUCUCCGCCGCCGUAGAACAACUUUUUCCCUCCGCUGCGCCGGCGGUGAUGACUCUACUUCUUCGGUCGCUUUGGAAUCUGAAUUUGACGCUAAAGUGUUCAGACAUAACCUGACAAGAAGCGAGAAUUAUAAUCGUAAAGGUUUUGGUCACAAAGAAGAGACACUUCAGCUCAUGAAUCGCGAGUACACCAGUGAUAUAAUAAAGAAAUUGAAGGAGAAUGGUUAUGAGUAUACAUGGGGAAAUGUUACAGUCAAAUUAGCCGAAGCUUACGGAUUUUGCUGGGGAGUAGAGCGAGCUGUUCAGAUUGCUUACGAAGCCAGGAAACAGUUUCCAGAUGACAAGAUUUGGAUUACUAAUGAGAUUAUCCACAAUCCGACUGUUAAUAAGAGGUUAGAGGAGAUGGAAGUUGAAAACAUUCCUAUUGAGGAAGGGAAGAAACAGUUUGAAGUUGUAAAUGGUGGUGAUGUUGUGAUUUUGCCUGCUUUUGGAGCGGCGGUGGAUGAGAUGUUGACUCUGAGUAACAAAAAAGUACAAAUUGUCGAUACAACUUGCCCUUGGGUGUCCAAGGUUUGGAAUACUGUUGAGAAGCACAAGAAGGGAGAUUAUACCUCUAUUAUUCAUGGGAAAUAUGCUCAUGAGGAAACUGUAGCAACUGCUUCUUUUGCUGGAAAGUACAUUAUUGUGAAAGAUAUGAAAGAGGCCAUGUAUGUUUGUGAUUACAUUCUUGGGGGCGAGCUUAAUGGAUCUAGCUCAACCAGAGAGGAAUUUCUAGAGAAAUUUAAAAAUGCAGUUUCUAAGGGGCUUGAUCCAGAUAUUGACCUGGUUAAAGUUGGCAUUGCAAAUCAAACUACAAUGCUCAAGGGAGAAACAGAAGAGAUUGGAAAAUUGGUGGAGAGGACUCUUAUGCGCAAGUAUGGAGUGGAAAAUGUAAAUGAUCAUUUCAUAAGCUUCAACACCAUCUGUGAUGCUACUCAGGAGCGACAAGAUGCAAUGUAUAAACUGGUGGAGGAAAAGUUGGAUCUUAUGUUAGUUGUUGGUGGGUGGAACUCAAGUAACACCUCCCACCUUCAAGAAAUUGCCGAGCACCACGGAAUUCCUUCUUACUGGAUUGACAGCGAACGGAGGAUAGGCCCAGGAAACAAAAUAGCUUAUAAGUUGAAUCAUGGGGAGUUGGUUGAGAAAGAAAACUGGCUUCCAGAAGGCCCCAUUACAAUUGGUGUUACAUCAGGUGCCUCUACACCAGACAAGGUUGUGGAAGAUGCCCUUAUCAAGGUGUUCGACAUCAAACGUGAAGAAGCCUUGCAAGUAGCUCAAGUUUAA
Molecule: messenger RNA, 1389 nt
Organism: Dovyalis caffra
Lineage: Eukaryota; Viridiplantae; Streptophyta; Magnoliopsida; Malpighiales; Salicaceae
Source: the annotation of a GenBank genome assembly